GGUCCUGGAUUGGAGAUAUCCUGGGGAGAGGAAACCCAGGCCCUGGCUCCAUGGGAGAGAGAGGUUGGCCAAUUCAUUACACAAGCAAAUGUAAAAUUACUCCGAUGAUAAAUGCUAAGAGGCAGAAACUCCUUGUGUUCACUAGGUGCAGAGUAGGGGCACUGGAUCUAUCCUGGGAAGUCAGAAAGGACUUCUUGGAGAAGUUGCCAUCCAAGGAUGAGAACAAGGAAACUAGGAGAGCAGAGGAAGACCAUUCCAGGCAGUGCAACUGCACGUGAAAAGGUCCUGUGGUUCAGCUUUCCUCCUCUGUCCCUCUGGGUCUCCAAGAAUCUCACCCCAGAGUUCAGAUUGAACUGAGCCUUUGGCUUGUCUGCUGACCUUCUCAGCGGCCCUCCAGGCAGUCAUGGAUGUGGAUCUCUUGGCCCUGGAGGUACCCCAGAGUCGCAGCAAGAUCCUGCACAGAGCGCAGGGCCGGGGCCCUGCUGUGCGUCGCCAGAGGGAGUUCAUGCCGGAAGAGAAGAAGGACACGGUUUACUGGGAGAAGCGGAGGAAGAACAACGAAGCGGCCAAGAGAUCCCGGGAGAAGCGGCGUCUCAAUGACGCGGCCCUCGAAGGCAGGCUGGCCGCCUUGCUCGAGGAGAACGCUCUGCUCAGGGCUGAGCUGCGGGCGCUCAAGCAUCGUUUUGGCCUCCUGCCCUCCAUUGGUGGUACCCGGACCCUGCCCACUCUGCUAUGGGAAGCCCCCUGGACUGGAGACCCCUGCUCAAGGGCUGAACAGCACCUGUCUCUUCCUGGCUCCCAUGGCUGCCUCUUGAGACCGUGUUCCCUGGACGCUGGGGUUCCAGGAUGUUGGGGCUGCCUGGUGGCUCACAAGCGGGCUGGCCAGGCCACUUCCCCCAGAUCCCUCCAGGACCCCACACCCUCUGCCCCCAAGAAAAUGGACAUGGCUUUGCAGGCUGCCCUUCCAGCUGCCUUCUUCAGCUGUCACCUCCUGGAUAGGCAUGGGGGGCCCAGACCAGAGCUCAGGCCCUGCUGGGGGCUGUGGUCACCUGUGCCCACUGGUUGCUGGGUCUCAGGGCCCUCAGAUGUGUUACUGACACCCAGUGCUGAUCCCUUGGGGUUACCUGCUGGGGUGGCCUGUCCUGUUCCAGGGAAUGAUCCAGAGAGUCUGGCACAGCCCUCCCUGCCCCACAAAUUGCGUAUCAAGUCCCGAGCCUCAGGCAGAGUACCUCGAUGUUGGGAGGGUGGCCGGGGCCCCAUCUGAGGUAGUAGUUGGUACUGAGUGUGGGUUUGUCUGGGGGUAUGAGUGGCUUGACCUUGACCCAGCUCCCAGACUGGGCAAGGCCUGCGGGAGGUAGGGGGCACCCUGUCUGGGGGUAGGAUCCACUUCUCAGGGUUCAGACCAUUCUUUUACGAGGAGAGACUGGGGUACUUUAUCAUACCAUGGCUUCUAUCCUGCCUAAAAUAUUUACUUUGGGUAGUCACUUUUUCUUCCUUCCU
Messenger RNA from Phacochoerus africanus (Common warthog), 1500 nucleotides. RefSeq names its product NFIL3 like basic leucine zipper (gene NFILZ). The transcript has 3 exons. NCBI's taxonomy places the organism in Eukaryota, Metazoa, Chordata, Mammalia, Artiodactyla, Suidae. Gene Ontology annotation, biological process: circadian rhythm; regulation of DNA-templated transcription. Gene Ontology annotation, molecular function: DNA binding; DNA-binding transcription factor activity. The record is from RefSeq and is a predicted model, not a curated record. Gene Ontology annotation, cellular component: nucleus. Bases 404 to 1264 code for a protein of 286 amino acids.